GCUUCUUAAAUGAUUGCAGUUCCAGAGUCUUAUACGUUGCACGCCGACAUCGUGCACCCCUGUCUCGGGGUGGACGUAUUGUGGGAGGCAGGAGAGGGAAGUAGGAAUAAAGAAUAAGUGAAUUCUGCAGUUAUGUUAGAAAGUGGUAAAUGCUAGGCGGAAGUAGAGCAGGGACUGAGAGGUACCGUAACAGGAUGCGCACUGGGCCGCCUUGAGCCAGAGUACGCAAGCUAGAUAGAGUGAUCCUGGUGGCCACCUGGAGGAAGGGCAUGUGCCGGGAAGGGAGAGUGAGUUCCCGAAGUGGAAAGAGCCCAGAUGUCGGCGUGAGACUUGUAUGUGAGAAAGACCUGAGGGACCUGCUUGAGGAGGAUUGACUCUAAGGAAUGGCAGGACAUGCGAUCAGACUAGUGCGAUCCGGUGAUCUGCCUUGGAAAAGAUGCCAGCUCCAGCCACUGCUUAUGAGAGGGUAGUAUACAAAAAUCCCUCGGAGUACCACUACAUGAAAGUCUGCCUGGAAUUUCAAGAACAUGGAGUUGGACUAAAUGCAGCCCAGUUCAAACAGCUACUUGUUUCAGCCCUGAAGGACCUGUUUGGGGAGGUUGGUGCUGCCUUACCUGUGGACGUCCUAACCUAUGAAGAGAAGACCUUGUCUGCUAUCUUGAGAGUAAGCAGCAGUGGUCUGGUCAAGCUGUGGAGCUCUUUGACCUUGUUAGGAUCCUAUAAAAACAAGAAGUGUGCCUUCCGAGUGAUUCAGGUGUCUCCAUUUCUCCUUGCAUUAUCUGGCAAUAGUAGGGAACUGGAAUUGAAUUGAAUAGUCUUCAGUUUCAGAAACUUUGCUCUGCUCUCAGAAGUAUUUUUUGGUGCCUAUAUAA
Molecule: messenger RNA, 872 nt
Organism: Nannospalax galili (Upper Galilee mountains blind mole rat)
Lineage: Eukaryota; Metazoa; Chordata; Mammalia; Rodentia; Spalacidae
Gene: Rpp14
Product: ribonuclease P/MRP subunit p14
Exons: 6
Coding region: 437-811 (124 amino acids)
Biological process (GO): tRNA 5'-leader removal
Cellular component (GO): ribonuclease P complex
Source: RefSeq, a predicted model, not a curated record